AUGGCCCCCCACCCCGAGGGGCUGCGCUGGUACCAGAUCCCCCUCUCCUCCGCCCGCAUACCCCGCUCGGGGCUCUUCAGCUAUGGCUUCCAGGCCAGCCUCCAGCGCUACCAGCAGCUCCGUGCCCUCAAGAACCUCCGGGUGGGCCGCCCCAUCGCCCCGCCGCCCCCCGGCCUGUUGGGAGCCCUGGCCCCCAGGCCCCCCACCCGCCAACAGCCCUCCCCGGGUCUCCCACCGCCCACGGGGCGCCGGCAGGGCACGAGCUCCCCAGCGCCCCAAGAAGUCUCCUGGCACCAGGAAACGGACAGCGAGGACGAUGACCUGAUCCCACUGAAGGAUAUGCUGCUAGCAGGGGACGAGCCCCUGAGCUCUGCGGACCACCAGCGGGUUGUGUGCCCACAGCCGGAUCCGCUUGCCAACAGCCUGGAUUCACUGAUCCGGGAGAAGAGGGAGCAGAGCCAGGCAGCCAUGCUGCAGGCCGGCCUGGCCGGGGUGCACGUGGAUGACGCCAGUGCCUCCGAGUCCCCAGACGAGGACACCCAGCUGCCCGAGGAGUACAGGGAUCUCCUGGCCCACUUCACCACGAAACCCAGAUUCAUCCCCGCCGUCCACCCCGGGGAGCCCGUCUUCUGCGCCCACCCGGCACCGGCACCCACCCUGGACACCCAGGGGCUGCAGCCUCAGAGCGUGUUGGAGGGGUUCUUCCUGUGCAACUCGCCUGCCUGCCAGGCAGCUUUUGUCCGCAACGGGGGCCUCAGCCUGCUCUACCGCUGCGCGCCCACCUGCCCGCUGCCUGUCCUGCGCUGGCUCUUCCAGCUGAUGACCCUCUGCCCGGACAUGACCAACGCUUCCCAGGCGCUGUGGGAGAUCUGGCUGAGCACCGGGGGCGAGCCCUGGUGCCCCACGGUGCAGGAGAUCGGUUGGGCUUUCACCCGUCUUGGCGCUGACCUGAGUCCCCUGUACCGCCAGCGCCUGCUGCCCCCCGAGCUGUGCCCCACGGAGAGGAGGAACCUGGAUCCAUCCUGCUCCCCGAGACAGGCGAGCCCCGAUGCCACCAGCACGCUGGCCCUGGUGACGCAGCUCGGUGACAUCUGCAAGUUCUUGGCGCUGUGCGUGGUCACCCAGCCGUGCCGCUACGCCGACAGCGCCCGCCUGGCUCUCAUCACCCUCCUCUCCUUCCUCGGCCUCGACCGGGCGCUGCGCUGCCAGCCCCUGCCCGAACUGCAGCACCUCCUGCACUGCCUGCUGGAGGGCAUCCGGGACUGGCAGGAGCAGCUGCCUGCCCUCUGCCUGUCCCUCUGCCAGCUUUCUCGGCACCACCACAACCUGGUUGCCCUCCUGCGGCUGCUGCCGGACCUCACGAGCAGGGGCAGGGAGCUUCGCCGGCACCUGAGCCUUCAUGCCAUGGCCCGGCUGCUGAGGGAGCCGCCGGGCACCGUGCCGCCCCCCGAGGCGCACGCAGAGCUGCAGGCGCUGGGCCGGUUCCUGGUGCUGGCGCAGCCGGAUACCCUGCGACGUCUGGUGCUCGCCGGGGGCCUGGAGGAGCCGGAGGACGCUGACCAGGAGGCUUGCUACCUGAGCUACAGCCUCCUCCUCCUCGCCAGCAACGUGGUGGGCUCCGAGCACCCGCCGGCCGAGCAGCGGGGUCACCUGGAGCAGCUCUGCGCCCAGCUGGACCGGCAUUUUGGGAGGGGGCUGCGCGAGGGCAGCGGGCUCCUCUUCCGAACCCAGCUCAAGGGCCUGGCCGCCCUCCUCUACGUCAAGUGGCAGGAGAUGCUGGCCUAGGGCUGGGGGGUCCCGGGGUCCCCCGGGGCACCCCCCUACCCAAUAAACGCCCCCCAGCUCCUC
Aquila chrysaetos chrysaetos is the source of this 1848-nucleotide messenger RNA. RefSeq names its product family with sequence similarity 178 member B (gene FAM178B). NCBI's taxonomy places the organism in Eukaryota, Metazoa, Chordata, Aves, Accipitriformes, Accipitridae. Bases 1 to 1785 code for a protein of 594 amino acids. The transcript is spliced from 16 exons. The record is from RefSeq and is a predicted model, not a curated record.